GGAGGGAGGGAGGGGAGCUGAGCUGAGCUGAGCUGAGCUGAGCUGAGCAGAGCGGGCGGCGAGACUGCAGCGCAGCCGGAGCCAGAGGAGCAGGAGCCAGGGGAGCAGGGACCUGAGAGGGGCCCCGGACGAUGCGCUAGCGAGCCCGAGCCGCUGGAGCCGGAGCCACCCCGGGAAGCCGCCCGAGCCGAGUCCCGGUCAGAGGACCUUUCAAAGAUCAUUAACUGACAGAAGCUUAAUAAUCCCAUGCAUUAGUUCCUUCAGUGACCUGGGAGAUAAUUCGCCUGGGCUUUGUGGCUGAUCCUCAUCGAGAGCAGGCUUGUGUCAUGCUUUUGUGUUCAUCUCCAUACUUUGCCCUUGCUUCCAUCUUCUGCACAUGACUUUUUAAAAUCUAAGUUGGCUGGAGUUCAUAGCCACGGGAGAAGAUGCCAGAACAGAGCAACGACUACCGGGUGGUGGUGUUUGGGGCAGGCGGUGUAGGCAAGAGCUCCCUGGUCCUACGUUUCGUCAAGGGUACUUUCCGAGAUACUUACAUCCCAACCAUCGAGGACACCUACCGCCAGGUCAUCAGCUGUGACAAGAGUGUGUGCACCCUGCAGAUCACAGACACCACGGGCAGCCACCAGUUCCCGGCCAUGCAGCGCCUGUCCAUCUCCAAGGGCCACGCCUUCAUCCUGGUCUUCUCUGUCACCAGCAAGCAGUCCUUGGAAGAGCUGCGGCCCAUCUACCAGCAGAUCCUGCAGAUCAAAGGCAGCGUGGACAACAUCCCAGUCAUGCUGGUGGGGAACAAGUGCGACGAGACGCAGCGGGAGGUGGACACCAAGGAGGGGGAGGCCCUGGCCAAGGAGUGGAAGUGCGCCUUCAUGGAGACCUCGGCCAAAAUGAACUACAAUGUCAAGGAGCUAUUCCAAGAGCUGCUCACCCUGGAGAAACACCGGAACAUGAGCCUCAGCAUCGACGGGAAGCGCUCCAGCAAGCAGAAGAGGACAGACAAGCUCAAGGGCAAGUGCAGCCUGAUGUGAGGGCCCCCCCCAGGUCCUCCCCCUGCCCCCCACUCUUGGGCUUGCUCGGGGGUGGCUCUAGGGCCCCUCUUCUGUCUCUAUCCGUCUUCCCGUCAUUUCCUUGGAUGGCCUCCUCCUGUCUUUGCUCCUUGUCCUCAUAGCAGCCCCAGAGUCGGAGGGCACUCAGAGGUCAUCGAGACCCCCCCCUGUAUCUAAACAGAAACUCCCUCAAGUGGCCAUCCAGCCUCCCCGGGUCAGCAGCUCUCUCUGUGUCUCUGUUUCCUAUUCUCAGCCCCUGUCUGUUUGUCUGCAUCUAUUUGUUUUACUCAGUUUCUCCUUCCCUCAGAGUGUGUGUGUGUGUGUGUGUGUGUGUGUGUGUGUGUGUGUGUGUGUCCAUCUCCCCUGCCCUGAGUCUCUCCAUAGGCCACCCAUUCCUACAUUUGAUCACUGUGACUUGGGGGCUGAAAUGCACAUUGACCUCGCACUUUUCUUUCUCUUUUUUGACCAUUGAUGGCCCCCUCCCUCCUCCCCUGCUCCCUGGGCCCAGCUAAAUUCCCCCUGUCAGCUGGCCCCCCUCCUCCCUUUGAUACUGGGAGGCACAUGAUAGGGAGGCCCAGUAGACUGGCUUUCCCUGGCCUUUGAGACAAUAGGCAAUAAAGAUGAAGCCCCCCUGCAGCUGAGCUAGGCCCUGCCACUGUCCCAGGCCUCCCCCUUGCUUUUCCUCUCUGCCCCUUGUAGAAAUGACCAGUGGCCCCAGGACCGAGGAGCUGGGUGGAGGGGGCUUGUAGGUAGACACUGUCUAGCCCCCCAGCACAAUUCCAGGUCACUGCUGCCCCCUCUCUCACCUCACUCAGGUUGUAUGGUAGUGUCCCUGCUCCUAGCCUCCCCUCCCAGGGAUCUACAGGAUGACUAUCACUAUGAAUGUGGGUGGCUCUGUGCACCCCUGGAAGGAAAAUAUGGAGUGGGGUUCUGAAGAUUGGGGAUCAUCAUUCCCCCCACCCCAGAAGGGUGGGGAGGUAGGAGCCAUUAGCACAGCUCCUCUGUCCAGCCCCAGAACAUCCUCCUGAGGAGCUGGGCUGGCCCCCCCCCCCCCCGCCCCCUCUCAGAGACAAGUGUGUCCCAAGAAGGGCACAGUCAGUGAAGUGGAUUUGAGAGAGGGGGCCCUCACUUCCCUUGCCAGUGUGUCCUGACCCCACAGAAAGAGGAGAGCAGGGGACAGAGGGACCCCAAGGAAGACAGACAGGAAGCAUUGGCAGGUGUGUGUGUGCGCACGUGUGUGAGAGUGUGUGUGUGAGAGUGUGUGUGUGUGUGUGUUUGUGGCUGGAUGUAGGUGUGUGGGUAUGUUAGUAUAUGUUGAUAUAAAUGCAUGUACUAAUGUGUAAGAUAUUAUACAUUAGUGGGUAGGUGUGCAGAUAUGUGAGAAUAAAUCAGGGGAUGUAUGUAUGUGUGUAUAUGUAUGCACAGAUGCAUGUGUAUGUGUGUGUGUACGCAUGUGUGUGUGUGUGUGUGUGUGCAUAGGUGGAGUAUGUCUGUGCAUAGGUGGAGGGCAGGAUCCUGGAGGGAAAGCUGGUAGUUUUAGGGGUCAGAGCUGGAGCCCUGCUCCUUCCUCCCCUGCCCCUAAGACCAAUCUGGCCCCUCAGCCCCCUGCUGCAGGCAGCAUUUCCAACCCUGGCAUGCAGCAUCCCCUGGCCUGGCUGCCCAUGGCUCUUCCUGAGAAGGGGCUGUGGAAUGAGAUGGGGGGAAGGGGAGAAGGGGAGCUGGGGGACUCUCUCCUCUGAGGGUGCUGGCCCCCACAGGGGCUCUGGCACCAUUCCUCAGGGAUCCACCCUGAUAGCACAAUCACCAGACCCUGGCCCGGGCCCAGGGGCUUAGAGGAGGCGGGGGAGGGGCAGCUAGGCCCUGCCUUGCAGGGGGUUUGUCCACCCACUUCUCUCUACCCAGACCCCCUCCCCACUGUGACCACGUGAGACAGAACCAAGCACCUCUUCUCCCAACUGCCCAGAGCAAACUGUGUCACCUUCUGUUCUUGCCUUCCUGCAAAAGCUCCUCUCCCUUCUCCACAUAGCUUCCUGGACCCAAUGUGAAAUCCCAGGAGAAAAGGGAAAUAGAGAGGCCUGUUUGGAAAAUAGCUGUUCAGGCCUGGCCAGCCUAGGGGAUUCAGCUGAGGGUGACCCGAGAAUGUUAGAGCGGGAAGUUACUCUGAUGACCAUCUGUUCCCAAACCCAUAUUUUACAGAUUGGGAAACUGAGGCCCAGAGAGACUAAAGAAAUUGCUUAAAGUCACACAGCAAGUUAGGGACAGAUCUGGGAGAGAAGGAACGUGUCCUUCAGGGACAGCAGUCCCAUGUAGCACAUGGAUCCCCCUCUCCCCCGUCCCUGGGCCCCCCUAGAGCUCCAGAGGAUGGGACCAGGCCCUCCUAGGUCAUCCAUUGGAGCCAGAGCAAGACCAAGAGUCUGGGAUGAACAUAGGUCCCACUUUCCUCUCUAGGCAUGGGGCCUGGGCAAUUCCACCCUGCCCUGGCUGCUGUGAUGCUAGAAAAUUGUCUGGUGCUCUGGACUGAGGCCUUGGCCCCCCUCCCCCAGCCCUCUGUGACGCCCCCCCCCCCCCGCCAACUCCAUGCCCCAGAUG
Molecule: messenger RNA, 3629 nt
Organism: Dromiciops gliroides (monito del monte)
Lineage: Eukaryota; Metazoa; Chordata; Mammalia; Microbiotheria; Microbiotheriidae
Gene: DIRAS1
Product: DIRAS family GTPase 1
Exons: 4
Coding region: 426-1022 (198 amino acids)
Biological process (GO): signal transduction
Cellular component (GO): plasma membrane
Molecular function (GO): GTP binding; GTPase activity; GDP binding
Source: RefSeq, a predicted model, not a curated record